AUGGACACAAAGGAUAUGCUUACUGAAGAUCGCUACGAUGUACGAGUACAACAUACAGGUCAUGUAAAGAUCAAUAUCCCACAAUUUGUAACAAGCCUGUGCCGGAUCGAUAUUGACCUAUUCCCAUUUGACACUCAGUUCUGUGCAGUUGCACUAGCUUCGCCUUUGCUAUCAGUGGAGGAAAUGGACGUAAAUGCCACUCAACCUCCAAAGGAUUCCUACUUUUCGGGAAACGCUGAAUGGGAAGUCAUAAACGUAACAGUAAGACAGAUGAAAUUUAUGGAAGAUGGAGAGUAUCGUGCUGAGGUCCACUACAUUCUGCAUCUUAAUCGUCGACCAAUUUACUACAUCACGGUCAUUGUCGUUCCUACUUUCUUGAUUUCUGCUCUUUCAAUUCUGGGCAUUUUUUCACCUGGAUCAAAUGACGGGCCAAGAAAUGAAAAG
This is a messenger RNA of Strongylus vulgaris, 444 nucleotides long. The record is from the annotation of a GenBank genome assembly. Lineage: Eukaryota; Metazoa; Nematoda; Chromadorea; Rhabditida; Strongylidae.